This is a messenger RNA of Dracunculus medinensis (Guinea worm), 1728 nucleotides long. The record is from the annotation of a GenBank genome assembly. NCBI's taxonomy places the organism in Eukaryota, Metazoa, Nematoda, Chromadorea, Rhabditida, Dracunculidae.
AUGAAGUUAAGCGAUUCACUCGUUAAUAUGAUUGGCGAUUUCGCCAACAUGAACCGCAGGCCUCAGUUUAAACCGAAAUCAGACAGUUCGAGCCGGCGCAGCUCGACGUUGGAUCGAACUCCCAUUGACCACAAAACAGCCCGAAAUCCUUUUGCGCGGCGUCAUUCGCUCAAUUUGUCAGUUGGAGUUUCACUGCAUCGCGGCACUGAAACUGCCAACCUUCAUGGAUCAGACCAUGCUAUGGUUCGAGUCAAGAUCAGCAUAAAACUGACAACUUGCAAGAAACAGUAUAUUCCGAGAUCUUUCAACUAUUUCAAACUAAAAGAUUCGGGGAAAGGAACUAUGGCCUUAUUCCGUCGUCUUCAUAAAGCAACCAUAACCUGGGAAACGGUCAAUGAAAUGAACUGGGAUAACAAUGAUGUGGCUGUUAAAGAUGAACUACCACCAAUUAAUGUACAUCGACGUUUUCCUCGACGACAGUCAUUGGCUUGUACAUCUAGUUCAGAUGAUGAUGACCCUAAUGAUAUCGAUCCGUUAUCCGAUGCCUCAAAAACAAGUCAUGAGGGAAAGCAAAGUCGGCGCCAGUCAGAGCCAGUCCUUCAUCAAUAUAAUAUAUUCCACAAAAAGCUGGCUCAUUUAAGAGACUUGUCCAAAUUAAACAGUGUGGAUGUUGAAGAAGAUGAAGCAGAAAUCGCGGAAAAAUCUAGGCGAAGUUCAGCCGCAAAUGAAUGUUCAGCUAUUAAGAAAGAAAAUAUGAUGCCGAAAGUAGCUCAUAGAAAUGUGUCAAGUUCAACAUAUAUGAGAUGUCCUCUUCAGCAUCGUGCAUCAGUGAUUUAUAUCGAUGAUAAUGAUUAUGAGGCUCCAGAAAGCGACAUUUCUGAGGUUACUGAGGAUAUUUCUAAAACAGCUGGGGAUAAUGUUGAAAUCGACAAGUACAUUUCUGGUACCAUGAAUUUUGAUACUACUGAAACUUCUAAGAUUGUUAAGAACAUUUCAGGGGCUGUUAAGGAUGCCUCUGGUAGCACUGCUAAAGAUAAAACUAAAAAUAUAGCUACCAAGCCUGAUACUAGUGCUGAUAUUGAUACUUACGAGAUCACUGAGGAUAUUUCUAAGCCUUUAAAGGAUUCCAAGGACACUGUCAAAGAAAAAGUGAAAGAAAAAACCUAUGUUGCCAAGCUGAAGAUUGCUGAAAAAAUUAAUACUUCUCCAAUUGUCGAGGAUAUUUCCAAAACUACCGAGCGCGAUUCUUUUGUCUCUGACUCUGAGGACACUGUUAAAGAUAAAGCCAAAAGCACAGCUAAAGCUAAAGGUAUCGACUCUGGGAAUAUUAAAGAUAUUAAGAUUGCUGAGAAUAUUUCUGAAGCAAUCAAAGACGCUUCUAAAAGCACUGAAAGUAUUGAAGAUGCAAACAGUGUCGAAAACGAAAUUUCUAGUGAAGAAACUGAGUCUAAUGAUACUCCUAAAAAGGAUACAACUGAUGCGAGCAUUUCAGUUAUUACGGAAGAUAUAUCUAAUACUGUCAAAGAUGUUCUUAAUGUUAUUAAAGAUUCCAUGAAUAUGACUACUGAAAUUUCUUCAGUUGUUAGGAAUACAAAGAAUUUCGCUAAAAAUAUUUCAGAAAUUGCCAAUAUUGCUAAGCAUGAUAAGCAAGAUAUUGAGGCUAUAGAUGGCGACCAAACAAGGGAGAGGUCUAAUGAUAGCUUGAAAGAUUUCCAAAUACAUUUAUAA